UGACGCACAGCCUGUUUUUGUGAGGUACAGAAGCGGAGGGCAUGCUCUGAGAGCAAUCCUGCUGAACAACUGUGCGUCCUCCCCCGUCUGUCUUCAUCUGGACUUAAUAGGCAACAAAUGUUGUGAAGGAACAGCAGGACAGCGCCGAAGCUCCACCGCUGGAUCUUUUUUCUUUUUACGGGUGGGUUGGUUUACUUGACGGAUCCACAAUGAGGGCGUUUAUUUGUGUGAGUUUGGCUCUGAUUUGUCUGCUCACCUGGACCGAAGCCGACAGACAGACUCAUCUGAAGCGGGUGCAACUCCACCGACGCGCAAAAACUGGACGUGCCCAGCUGCGCGCAACGGACAAGGCGGGCUUCGUCGGGCGCUUGCGCCCGGGGUUUGGAUCUGCGAUCACCAUGCACAGCUCAAACACUGCGGCGAAUGUGCAAUCUGACGAAGGGACCCCGGUUCCCGUCCGGACAGGGGCACUGAAGGGCAGGAGAGGGGGAGGUCAGGGCGUGUUGGCUCGGAGAGGCGGCGCCGGACAGAUUGGCUUGCCGGAGCGGUCGGACGUGUUGCAAGAUGAGGGCAGCCCUGGAGCAAGAGCCAGGAUCUCCAGGAUGCCAAACAGCGCGGGGUCACCCAACCUGCUGGCCAGUUUCGCAGGGAAGAACCGAGUCCUGGUGAUCUCGGCGCCCCAUGAGUCCGACGGGUACUACCGGCUCAUGAUGUCGCUCCUGAAACCGGACGUGUACUGCGAGCUGGCCGAGAAACACGUCCACCAGAUCGUGAUGUUCCAUCAGGAGGGGGAGAUGGGGGGCAAGGUGAGAAGGAUCACCUCUGAGGGGAAGGUGCUGCAGGAGCCACUGGACACAGCGCUCAUCCCCAGGCUCAUGAGCUUCCUCAAACUGGAGAAGGGCAAGUUUGGAAUGGUGCUGCUAAAGAAAACGCUGCAGGUGGAGGAGAAGUACCCCUACCCCGUCAGACUGGAGGCCAUGUAUGAGGUCAUUGACCAGUCGCCCAUGAGAAAGAUGGAGAAGCUACGCCAGAAGGGCUUUGUCCAGAAGUGUAAAGCAGCAGGUGUGGAGGGUCAGGUGGAGGAUGUCACUCGCACAGCUGUUGAGAGAAAACCAAUAAAGAAGUUCCCUAGAAAGCCUACACAGGCCUCAACAACAGCUGCUACAACCACCACAACAACUAUACGGCCCACAACAACAACUACACCAACAACAACCACAACUACUACUACAACGAGACCUACUACUACCACUACCACCACAACCAAAGCUACAACAACCACAACCAGAACUACAACAACCACCAAACCCACCACCACUACAACCCAGAGAACCACCACCACAACCCAGAGACCCACAAGAGGCCCACCCACAGCACCUUGGCUCCCAGCUAGCAGAACUACAGCGGAUCCUUACUAUGAGAACCACAGAGAGAGGUACCCGGCUAAAACCACUCCGGCUGGAGACAACCACACUGACAAGGACAGCAGAGAUUCACAUAGCCACAAGCGGUUGCCUGUUUCCCACAAACCCACGAAGGCCAAGUCCAGCAAGAAGAAGAAUGAGGCAGAAAAGGUAUCAACUAAAGCCUAUGAGGACAACAAUGAACCCAGCCAGCCAACUUCGAGAGAUCCGGAGGAGAUGGAAUCUGUCCCAGAUGUCAGUCCAACAAAAAAAGUCAAAAGUAAGCAUGAUAAGAAGAGGAAAAAGAGUGACAAGAAUUUCAAGAAAGCUGACAGGAGAGGAGGAAAACCUGGGAAAGAAGUGAAGAUCGGAGGAAAGAAAAAUGGAAAGAAGCUGACAAAGUACCCAGAAAAACAGGACUACCCAAAACCCACAAAGAAGCCAACGCCUCCUCCCAAGGGCUCCCUGGCCUCUUUUCUGGACUACUUUGAGAACAGGAGGCGGCUGCUGCUGAUUACGUCACCCAGUGAGGAGAACAGAAUGUAUGUUCAGCAGAAGGACGAGUACCUAGAGUCCGUGUGUGAGAUGGCCAUCAGGAAAGUUUCCAUCAUCACCAUCUUUGGCUCCCUGACCAACUCCACCAUGAAAAUCGACCACUAUCAGAUAGAGAAUGACAAACCAAUGAAGGGUCUUCGUCAGGAGGACCUGGUGAACCAAGACCUGAUCACAGAGCUGAGGAAGGAGUUUGAGAUGACAUACGAUGAGUUCUAUAUGGUCCUCACUGACACCGACAUGAGAGUCCAGCAAUCCUAUGAGGUUCCCAUUGCCAUGAAAGCUGUGUUUGACUACAUCGACACGUUUUCUUCCCGAAUCCGGGAGAUGGAGCAGCAAAAGAGAGAUGGCGUCAUCUGUAAGAAAGAGGACAAACCUCGAACUCUGGAAAACUUCUUGUCCAGGUUCAGAUGGAGACGUCGCCUGUUCAUCAUCUCCGCCCCCAACGACGAGGAGUGGUCCUAUCAGCAGCAGCUGUACGCCAUGGGCAGCCAGGCAUGCAAUCUGGGUCUGAGGCACAUCGCCGUCCUGAAGCUGGUUGGUACGGAGCUGCCAGACAUGGGGGGAGUCCUGGAACUUUAUCCCAUCAAUGGCAGUGCUACAGUGGAGCGUGAAGGGCUCUCAGCCACCCUGGUAAAGGACAUAAGGAACUACUUCCAGAUCAGCCCGGAAUACUUCUCCAUGCUGCUUGUGGGGAAAGACGGCAACGUGAAGUCCUGGUACCCUUCGCCCAUGUGGUCCAUGGCUAAUAUCUAUGACCUGGUGGACUCCAUGCAGCUUCGCAGACAGGAGAUGGCCAUCCAGCAGUCGCUUGGAAUGCGCUGCCCGGAAGACGAGUAUGGUGGAUACGGCUACCAUCAGCAUGGCUAUGAACACGGUUACCAGGACGGCUAUCACCAGGGUUAUGGUUACUAAGUGAUGAGUGACACGUUUGCUUGGUCCGCUGCACCUUUCGCUCUCAUAUCCUUUCAUCAUGUUGUUCUAGCCAUCCUCCACAUGGUAGUCAAGGAUGUGGACAGUGUCUUUGAAUGUUUCGUAGCACUUAAAGGAAACUCUGGAGCUCCUGUCAUGUACCCACUUCCUUCAUGCACAGCAUAUAGUACCACAUGGUGCAGGUAACGGGCUUAUAUUCAAAGCCGGUCAGUCAGAACCCGUUCAGGGAUGUGCUGUGUACUUUGGCUGUUUUUGCGUUUGUCCUUUUCCGGCGUCGAGCACACACGUGUCAUCAUCUACCACCUUUACUUCCUUUGUUGUAUUUACAUCUUCACAUUCAGGACAGAUCGUUUUGCUGUUUUUGUUUAUUUGUUUGUUUGUUUUUUGUAGAUAAUGGGCUUAAAGAUGUAUUUAUUGGAAAUCUGUAGCAUCUAAAGUGCAAUUACUGGUCUUUGUUAAAACCUGUUACAUUAUUUCCCCUCUGUAAAGUCUCUGUUGCUCUACAGAUGUCCUAUUUAUACUGUACCAGCAAAUAUGACAAAUAAAAAUGGGUUUACUACCA
Molecule: messenger RNA, 3450 nt
Organism: Fundulus heteroclitus (mummichog)
Lineage: Eukaryota; Metazoa; Chordata; Actinopteri; Cyprinodontiformes; Fundulidae
Gene: ccdc80
Product: coiled-coil domain containing 80
Exons: 10
Coding region: 210-2870 (886 amino acids)
Source: RefSeq, a predicted model, not a curated record